AGAAGAUGUAUUUCAUUCUAACCGCCAAAAGUCUACUGUGGGUUACGUUGAGUGUGGUGUCCACCAUUACUUUAUUCACGGCCAUUUACUCGCCGAAAUGGCUCAUCGGACCUACUGAUUACAAUUGUCUAUCCAAAUCGCUAUCCGCUGAAUCAAACAAUACCGUGGACUCGCCGUACUACGAAGUGCGUUGCCGUCCGUCUGUCGGCAUUUACUACCGGUGUAAGAAAAUCAACGGCAACCAGCACUGCGGUUCGUUCGCCGUCGAAGGACUGGCCACGGAUUCGUCGAUGUUCCCGUUCGUGUGGAAGAUCGGCCUGGUGUUGAUGUCCGCUGGCGUUUUCAUCAGCUUUUUAAUGUCUGCCAUGGCCGUGGGUAGCUUUUGCAAACAAUCGAUAAGCAAGAAGAGCGUGUUCGGGAUUGCUGGUUCUGGGCAAGGACUCGCCGGUAAUAAUUAA
Molecule: messenger RNA, 458 nt
Organism: Diuraphis noxia (Russian wheat aphid)
Lineage: Eukaryota; Metazoa; Arthropoda; Insecta; Hemiptera; Aphididae
Product: LHFPL tetraspan subfamily member 2 protein
Cellular component (GO): membrane
Source: RefSeq, a predicted model, not a curated record